AUUUGCAAACAAGUACAUCCAUUAUACGCAUGCCCGCAAUUUUUGAGACUAACGGUUCGCGAUCGUUUAGAAGCUAUAAAAAGGGCAAGGCUUUGUCCAAACUGCCUACGACCUAAUCAUAACAUUAUCAAUUGCACAUUCGGGAAUUGUCGUAUAUGUAACAGAAGACACAACUCCUUACUUCAUUUAGAAUCUGACCAACGCAACACGACAGCUAACGUAUCGUCCAAUCCAUCGAAAUCUCUAGAAAACGUUAAAACCGCGUUAACCGCAUCAUACGAUUCAGAGGUAUUAUUAGGAACAGCAAGGGUGAUUAUAAUGGAUAAAAACAACAGAGAACACUUGUGCCGCGUACUUCUCGACGGAGGAUCACAAUCUAAUUUUAUAACAGAGCAACUAGCGAAUAAAUUACAACUAACAAAAAAUAAAAUCAAUUUAACAUUUUCCGGGUUAGGACAACAUAGCACGCGCGCGGAAUAUUACGUUCACGCCAACAUUAAAUCCAGAACAAACGCAUUUUCAACCGAAGUUAAGUUCAUUUCUCUACCGUCAAUUACAGGUUUAUUACCUUCUCGACAGGUAAACCGAAACGCGCUUACGAUCCCAAAAAAUAUAAAAUCAGCCGACCCAGAGUUCCAUAAACCCGGGCAAGUAAACGCCCUUCUUGGCAAUGCGCUAUUUUACAAUCUAUUAAACGUAGGCCAGAUUAAACUAUACGACAAUUCAAUCAUUUUACAAAAAACACAAUUGGGAUGGCUUGUAACCGGAGAAAUAAACUUACAGCAACAAUAUCUUCCUUCCACAGCCGUUAGUGCCUGUCAUGUUGCUACAUCACUAGAAAAUCAAAUAACCAAAUUUUGGUCUAUCGAAGAAAUACCAUGCAAAGGGUUUAAUUCUCCCGAAAAAAUCGCAUGCGAAGAGCACUUCGUUAAACACAAAACCAGAAACAGCGAAGGUAGAUACGUUGUACGAUUACCGUUUAACGACAAAGUAAGAUUACUCGACGAAUCAAAGUAUCGAGCACUAAGGCGGUUCUAUGCAUUAGAACAAAAAUUUUCACGCGCCCAUAAAAUUUGCCCAAAAGUAUCCAAUUUUACUACCGCGUUCCAAUCACAUCACAGACCUAAUAAUACGCGACACGCAUUUAAGGCAUUGGCAUGCAGGUAUACAGGGCACACUAAACGCGAUUAUGCAAAGCUAUUGGCCAUUAGACGGAAAAAAUACGACAAAACGCAUUAUCCAUCGUUGUAUUCGCUGCAAUAAGUUAAAUCCCACGGUACCAAACUAUACAAUGGGCGAUUUACCUGAAAACAGGGUCUCUCAGUCAAGACCUUUUCAAAACGUAGGAAUUGAUUACUGCGGACCAUUCUUUCUAAAAGAAAAGAAAUUCCGUAACAAAAACAAAAUUAAAGCAUACGUAACAGUCUUCGUCUGUUUCUCGACAAAAGCCAUUCAUUUAGAGUUGACAACAGAUCUAACUGCCGAGACCUGCUUAGCAGCCUUAAAAAGAUUCCUUUCGCGCCGGGGAAUGGAACUAAUUUUAUAGGUGUAAAGAACGAAAUUCAACAAAUAGAGCAAAUUCUCAAGUCUGACGAAUACCAACAAAAGCUACAACAUUAUUUGAGCACUGAAGGUAUUCAAUGGCACCUUUCUCCUCCCCGUUCACCUCAUUUUGGCGGGCUUUGGGAGGCAGGAGUCAAAUCUUUAAAAAAUCACUUAACUAAAACAAUAGGAGAAACGUUAGUCAUAUAUGAACAAUUUUACACAUUUUUAACUGAAGUUGAGGCAAUAUUGAAUUCCCGACCUUUAACCCAGUUAUCCUCUGAUCCGAAAGAUUUUACAGCUCUCACUCCCAGCCAUUUCCUCAUAGGCGAUACGUUAACAAAUCUACCCGAGCUCGAUUUUAUGCAUAUUGCUACUAAUAGACUCUCCCAGUGGCAACACCUGCAAAGGUUGAAACAGCAUUUUUGGUCACGAUGGCAAAAGGAGUAUUUGCAGGAACUCCACACAAGAAAGAAAUGGCAUCUGGGAGAUACCAAAGACAUUAAGGAGGGCAAAUUAGUGCUCAUGCGAGAGGACAACACCCCACCACUACAUUGGAAGCUUGGCCGAAUCAUUGCCUUACACCCAGGAGAGGACAAUAUACCCAGGGUCGUGACAGUACGGACAGCACACGGCACGUACAAGCGCAGCAUAAAGAAACUGUCACCAUUGCCCAUCGAUAACGACUAGCGCAGACCCGCCGCUACAUUCUUCGCUAUCAUAAUUUAGCCAUUAAUUUAAGUUUAAGGACAAGUCCUACACGAUACAGUAAGCAUAGGUUAACACAUAGUAAUUAAUUUAACUUAGAUAAAACGAACAAAACAAGCCAAAUCGAUUUGUAUAUUAACGCGUCAUAUCGCUCGCAACAACUAAUUCAUUUACUGUGAUUCUUUGAACGCGACCGUUCAAGGCGGGCGGCAUGUUGCGUCGCGAAACAUGUCGUUUCAUUUAUAAUGGCAAUUCAGCGUUUGCAUUGAUGCUACAAGCCAUUAGCUAAAUGGCUUUAGUGUCAAUGCAAACCAAAGUACAUAAUAACCGCCAUAAAGGGCCCGCUCCAGCGGCCUCGCGACCUGGUCCUGACCGUUGGGCCAGGGUAUUUCCCAAUACCUGGGACGCGCGGUCCACCCUCGCGUCACGAAAUGCAAGAAGUACCAGCGCACCAAUCCUGAACGAAAAAGGUUCUGAUUGGAUGCGGCUGACUUCUUGCAUUAGGAUAUAAGGCGCGAAAUGUAACAUCAUUAGACAGAAGGUUACAAAAUGUCUAACAUCAUACACCGCCGUACGAACGAGAGAGGGUCUACGUCCAACAGAAAUACAGUCCACUACACAACCAACGCCUUGCAUAUCAACAGACGUGCAAGAAGAGCUCUGUACGUGCAACACAUUGUACGAGCUCUCACCAGGAGCAGACACUGAUGUAGAAUCGGUUUUAGAAAUAUCUUGAGUCGCAGAGCCCGAGGUGCUAGUCGACAACGGUCUUUUGUUGCGAGAUUUGUCCAAAAAUAUUGAGAGAUCCUCUAAUCGAACAGGUUUGGAAAAGGUAGAACUCAUGUUAGUGUCCACUGGAGUAGGGCCUACAUUCUCCGGCGAAGCUUUCUCUUGAGUCAAUGUUGGUCAUAGCUGGCUGCUGGUUCCCCUCGCGCGAAGGAGAGGGGCACUGUUUUGCCAUAUGACUCUCACUCUUGCACAGAACGCAUUUAGGAUUAUUAGAAGAAACGAAAAUCCAAAACGAGGUGUUGUCGAAACUGACUUGAAGGUUGUCGGGCAGCUUGUUUACAUCCUCUGGGUGAAUGAAAACUUGGCGACGAAAGCUAAGAAUAUGAGAAAACCCAGCUUCCGAGAACCCAGCCUUUAUAAUGGAAAUCGGUGAGAGAACUCUGAUAUUCGACUUCUUCAAAAUAUCUUCAAAUAUUGAAUGCGGAAUGAUAGGACAAACGUUCGAAAGAAUUAUCUGUUUCGCCUUCAUCGAGAGAGGUCUAACUGAAAUAGAGCCAAGAUUUUCUCUACCACAUGUUUGGACGAUAGAUGCACACAUAUUGUAUUAUUUGCAAUGCGGGAUGCGAAACGAAUGUUCUCAUGCUUAAUAAGCUUGCCUAUGGCAAUAACAUAGUCCUUGAUGGGAAUAUCCUCGUAGGCGUCUAACACAAUAGCCUGUUUUUUGGUUGGAAAAUCUCCUUUUUGCGUAAUACUUGCAUAUGUCGAAUCGGAUACUGGGAUUGAAAUAACCUUUACACCAGAAGAUCCUGUUGACUCCAUUGUGAUUGAGGGAGAAAUUCCUUUCUCAGCACUCACAAACACAACGCGAGAGAGAAAGAAAGCACCACAGUCAAAUAUGUAGUACCGAGAAGCGCAGACACAACAGAAUCGUACUCUACGUGACUCCCUACGUUCGAUCCCAACUGAAGGCAGAUAGUUGCUCGAAGGAGAUUAUGCGAACCCGAUACGAAAUUGGGGAGUCACUAGGAUUGUUGAUAACGACGCAGACGAACCCAAUGCGAAAUCGGGGAGCUGCUAGGAGGUUGGAACAAACGCAGACGAACUCGAUGCGUAAUCAAGGAGCUGCUGGGAGGUUGUAUAAAUCACAGACGAACCUAAUGCAGGCUGGGAGACCGCCGAGGAGAGGAGGCAAGCGGUCGAGAAGACGAGGCGCCAUGUCCAACGGACCGUUGUCUUUAUGUGGUUCCAGCAGAUGAUUCGGGCUGGUGCCACGCAACGGCCCGUUGGUGCAGUCCUGCCACAUUGGCAAGAGUAGCAGGGCAAACUGGGUAGGCUGUCCUACAGGAUGACACAGGGUACUUACCGGGCAUGGUGGCUUUGGCGAGUACCUAUGUCGAAUCGGGAAGGAGGCGACGGCGGUGUGCCACC
This is a messenger RNA of Colletes gigas, 4407 nucleotides long. RefSeq lists its product as uncharacterized. The record is from RefSeq and is a predicted model, not a curated record. The coding region runs from base 319 to 1263 and encodes 314 amino acids. NCBI's taxonomy places the organism in Eukaryota, Metazoa, Arthropoda, Insecta, Hymenoptera, Colletidae. The transcript has 2 exons.